GACGCCAAACGCUCAGUUAAAGGGGUCGGUAACCGCAAACUACAAGUUCGAGUUAUGUCAAGCAUUUAUAGAGAUCUAUGGAAGAGAUUCAGGAGAUUAUAUGGGCUGGGGGCAGGGGCGUCCCUAGGUGCGGGGGGUGCGCGCCACACCAUGUGACUACUACCGCACAGGGUGACACCAGACCCGCUCCACGAAAAAAAGGUAAGUUGUAAAGCAAGCCGACAAUCCCUGCAGGAUGGAUCGGAUCUGCGGAUUGAGCAUAAUGGAUCGGAGUCCGAUCCAUUAUGCUCCCCAAUCCGCAGAUCCGAUCC
This is a messenger RNA of Staurois parvus, 311 nucleotides long. Lineage: Eukaryota; Metazoa; Chordata; Amphibia; Anura; Ranidae. The record is from the annotation of a GenBank genome assembly.